AUGUUCUUUGUCUUGGAAAGAACUGGAAAAUUACCUGUCCCCACACUGUCAAGAAUUGCCGUAUUUUUCGUUUCUUCAACAGUACAAAUUCAAGUGGAGGAAAAAGAAGAUGACACCGAGGAAAGCUCAAGCGAAGAGGAAGAGGAGGAGGAAGAUAAAUUACCUCGAAGAGAGAGCUUGAGACCAAAGAGGAAACGAAAAAGAGAUGUUAUCCAUGAGGAUGACCCAGAACCUGAACCAGAGGAUGAAGAAACAAGGAAGGCCAGAGAGAAGGAGAGAAGGAGGAGGCUGAAGAGGGGGGCGGAAGAAGAAGAAGAAAUUGAUGAGGAGGAAUUGGAAAGACUGAAGGCAGAGUUAGAUGAGAAAAGACAAAUGAUUGCUACUGUCAAAUGCAAGCCUUGGAAAAUGGAGAAGAAAAUUGAAGUUCUCAAGGAAGCAAAAAAAUUUGUGAGUGAAAAUGAAGGAGCCCUUGGGAAAGGAAAAGGAAAGCGGUGGUUUGCAUUUAAGAUGAUGAUGGCUAAGAAAUGGGCGAAAUUUCUUCGUGAUUUUGAAAACUUCAAAGCUGCUUGUGUCCCGUGGGAAAACAAAAUCAAAGCAAUUGAAAGUCAGUUUGGCUCAUCGGUGGCCUCAUACUUCCUCUUCUUGAGAUGGAUGUAUGGAGUAAAUAUGGUUCUCUUUAUCUUGACAUUCAGCCUCAUCAUGUUGCCAGAGUACCUCUGGGGUUUGCCAUAUGGCAGUUUACCUAGGAAAACAGUUCCCAGAGCUGAAGAGGCAUCUGCGGCAAACUUCGGUGUGUUGUACGACUUCAACGGCUUGGCGCAAUAUUCCAUCCUCUUUUAUGGCUAUUAUGACAAUAAACGAACAAUUGGAUGGAUGAAUUUCAGGCUGCCACUCUCCUAUUUUCUGGUGGGGAUCAUGAGCAUUGGAUACAGCUUUCUGGUUGUCCUUAAAGCGAUGACCAAAAAUAUCGGGGACGAUGGGGGUGGUGAUGACAACACCUUCAACUUCAGCUGGAAGGUAUUCACCAGCUGGGACUACCUGAUUGGCAAUCCAGAAACAGCAGACAACAAAUUCAAUUCCAUCACCAUGAACUUUAAGGAAGCUAUCAUAGAGGAGAGAGCAGCCCAAGUAGAAGAAAAUGUCCACUUGAUCAGAUUCCUGAGGUUUCUUGCUAACUUCUUCGUGUUUCUAACACUUGGAGGGAGUGGAUACCUCAUCUUUUGGGCUGUGAAGCGAUCCCAGGAAUUUGCACAGCAAGAUCCUGACACCCUUGGGUGGUGGGAAAAGAAUGAAAUGAACAUGGUCAUGUCCCUCCUGGGGAUGUUCUGUCCAACCCUGUUUGACUUAUUUGCUGAACUGGAAGACUACCAUCCUCUAAUUGCUCUGAAAUGGCUACUGGGACGCAUUUUUGCUCUACUUUUAGGCAAUUUGUACGUAUUUAUUCUUGCCUUGAUGGAUGAGAUUAACAACAAGAUUGAAGAAGAGAAGCUGGUAAAGGCCAAUAUUACCCUCUGGGAAGCCAACAUGAUCAAGGCCUAUAAUGCAUCACUCUCUGGAAAUAGCACUGGACCACCUUUUUUCGUGCACCCUGCAGAUGUACCUCGAGGACCCUGCUGGGAAACAAUGGUGGGACAGGAAUUUGUGCGGCUGACCGUUUCUGAUGUUCUGACCACUUAUGUCACAAUCCUCGUUGGGGACUUUCUCAGGGCAUGUUUUGUGAGGUUUUGCAAUUACUGUUGGUGCUGGGAUUUGGAAUAUGGAUAUCCUUCAUACACUGAAUUUGACAUCAGCGGCAAUGUCCUCGCUCUGAUCUUCAACCAAGGCAUGAUCUGGAUGGGCUCCUUCUUCGCCCCCAGCCUCCCAGGCAUCAAUAUCCUUCGACUCCACACAUCCAUGUACUUCCAGUGCUGGGCCGUGAUGUGUUGCAACGUUCCCGAGGCCAGGGUCUUCAAAGCUUCCAGAUCGAAUAAUUUCUACCUGGGCAUGCUAUUGCUCAUUCUCUUCCUGUCCACCAUGCCUGUCCUGUACAUGAUCGUAUCCCUCCCGCCAUCUUUUGAUUGUGGCCCCUUCAGUGGCAAAAAUAGGAUGUUCGAAGUCAUUGGAGAAACACUGGAGCAUGAUUUCCCAAGCUGGAUGGCAAAGAUCUUGAGACAGCUCUCUAACCCCGGACUGGUUAUCGCUGUCGUUUUGGUUAUGGCUUUGACCAUCUAUUAUCUCAAUGCUACUGCCAAGGGCCAGAAGGCAGCAAAUCUGGAUCUAAAGAAGAAGAUGAAACAGCAAGCUUUGGAGAACAAAAUGCGCAACAAGAAAAUGGCAGCUGCCCGAGCAGAGAGCUGGCAAAAAUAUUUCCAUAGUACUUACUACAUGAACAAGCAUCUGAAACGGCUUAGUUGGAAUCGAAAGCUCUCUGAGAAGUCUCUCCAGACCUUCUCGGUCCGCUUUACUAACCUCGUCUUCCCUGAGGGAAUCCUGGAGGAAAUUAAGUCUCUGGAGAUGUGUUCCCCACCACCUCCAACCGAAGAAGGCAUGGAGCUCCAGGGGGGCUUGGAUAGAGCUCUCCUCCAAAGGGUCCUGUGUCCCUUCAGUCCACCAGAGUAUUAA
This is a messenger RNA of Lynx canadensis (Canada lynx), 2601 nucleotides long. RefSeq names its product transmembrane channel like 1 (gene TMC1). Bases 1 to 2601 code for a protein of 866 amino acids. The record is from RefSeq and is a predicted model, not a curated record. Gene Ontology annotation, cellular component: plasma membrane. The transcript is spliced from 23 exons. Gene Ontology annotation, biological process: detection of mechanical stimulus involved in sensory perception of sound; vestibular reflex. Gene Ontology annotation, molecular function: mechanosensitive monoatomic ion channel activity. NCBI's taxonomy places the organism in Eukaryota, Metazoa, Chordata, Mammalia, Carnivora, Felidae.